AUGAUUCACAUAGUUUCUCUGCCACUGGUGAGAUCGUGGUUGAGGAGCGUGACAGAACCAUUCAUUCCAGGGGGGGGGGGGAGACAAGAUCACAGAAUCUCCAGUUACAAAGGAAUUGGGAUUAAUGGAAAUGUGGAGAACAAGGAACAAGGAAAUGGAAAAAGGCAUUACCAAGGAAAUGGUAAAAAGAAAAUGUAUGACGAAAGAGAGGCUAAGUUGAGCAGAGUGGAAGUGAUGGGUCCAAGGGGAUAUGUGGAACGCAGAAGCAGGGAAAAAUAUGCACCAGGAAACUCUUACCAUCAGUCUCACAGUCAAGGUGAUUCACAUCUAGUGCGGAAUGGAAGAGAGAGAGAAGAACACCCAAGGGAUUCAAACAGGGACAAGCACAAUUUUGGGAAUCACCGUGAACUAAUAUACAAGGAGAAAGAUACUCACAGCCAUUCGGUGGUCCAUAAUGAGAGGUCAGAUUCCAAGCAGCAAGGUAAUGUCUUGGAUGAUAUGGUAAAGGAAGAGAUUGUGUCUAUAGCUGUUGAAGAUGGAUUGGAUUUGAUCAAUGAGGUUCUAGAUGAUGAUAUUCUAGAAACAUAUGCGAUGAAGCUAGGGUCAGAGGAAGGAGGGGAAGGUACUGAGGACGAUCUUGCGUUCAUGAAGGAACUGAAAGAUAAUGAGGCUUUGAUGGAAGAAGAUCAUGGUCUUAUUGACAAUGCGGACUAG
Molecule: messenger RNA, 714 nt
Organism: Eruca vesicaria subsp. sativa (arugula)
Lineage: Eukaryota; Viridiplantae; Streptophyta; Magnoliopsida; Brassicales; Brassicaceae
Source: the annotation of a GenBank genome assembly